CGCUCGCCAUCCGCCUCGCUGCCUCUCCCCUCCCCUUUCCCGUCGCGCUUCCAGCGUCAGCCGUUGCGCCGCCAUGGCGACCUUCCUGCCCUCCAACCAUGGCGCCUCGCAGGGGCCGCUCAUGACGCCGCUGGCCUCGGCCUCGGCCUCGGCGCCCGCCCGCGUCUGCUACUUCUUCGACUCGGACAUUGGCAACUACCACUACGGGCCCGGGCACCCCAUGAAGCCGACGCGCAUCCGCAUGUGCCACUCGCUCGUGAUGCAGUACGGCCUGUACAAGAAGAUGGAGAUCUUUAGAGCCAAGCCGGCGACGAAGCGCGAGAUGUCGCAGUUCCACACCGACGAGUACGUCGAGUUCCUCAACCGCGUCACGCCCGACAAUGUGGACCACUUUGUGCGCGAGCAGGCCAAGUUCAACGUCGGCGACGACUGCCCCGUGUUCGACGGCCUCUUCGAGUACUGCAGCAUCUCAGCCGGCGGCUCGAUGGAGGGAGCAGCACGGCUCUCGCGCGACAAGUGCGACAUUGCAGUGAACUGGGCGGGCGGCCUGCACCACGCCAAGAAGGGCGAGGCGAGCGGCUUCUGCUACAUCAACGACAUCGUGCUCGGCAUCCUCGAGCUGCUGCGGUAUCACCCGCGCGUGCUCUACAUCGACAUUGACGUGCACCACGGCGACGGCGUCGAGGAGGCCUUCUUCACGACAGACCGCGUGAUGACGUGCUCGUUCCACAAGUACGGCGAGUUCUUCCCCGGCACUGGCGAGCUGCGAGACAUCGGCAUUGGCGCAGGCCGCAACUACAGCGUCAACUUUCCCCUGCGCGACGGCAUCACAGACGAGAGCUACAAGAGCGUCUUCGAGCCGGUGAUCAGCCAGAUCAUGGAGCACUACGCGCCGUCGGCCGUCGUGCUGCAGUGCGGCUCCGACUCGCUGGCGGGCGACAAGCUGGGCUGCUUCAACCUGUCGAUGCGCGGGCACGCCAACUGCGUCGAGUUCGUCAAGAGCUUCAAUCUGCCGCUGCUGCUGCUGGGCGGCGGCGGCUACACCAUGCGCAACGUCUCGCGCGCGUGGGCAUACGAGACGGGCCUGGCGGCCGGCCAGGAGCUGAGUGCCCAGGUGCCCGUGAACGAGUACUACGAGUACUUUGGGCCCGACUACCGGCUCGACGUGCGGCCGAACAACAUGCAGGACCUCAACACGCCGGCCUAUCUCGAGAAGAUCAAGACGCAAGUGUUUGAGAAUCUGCGGCACACAGCCCACGUGCCGUCUGUGCAAGGGCACGAGAUUCCACGACUGGCGCACGACGAGGAGAUGGAGGAGGAAGAUGCGCUGCGGGAAGAGGCGCUGGAUGCCGACAUCCGUGCGAUUCGCGAUGGCAGGAGUCGAGACAAGCACGUGCAGAAGCGAGGCGAGCUGUCGGACUCGGAAGAUGAGGGAGAAGGAGGAAGGAGAGAUCGUAGGAAUCACCGCAAGGUCGGCAUCCGCAGUCCGAUGAGGGAGAAUGGCGUCAUGCGAGAUGCCAGUCCGACGCCUGUGCCGACAAGCGACGUGCAGAUGGCGGCCUCCGAGGCAUCAGCGGCCGGACCACAGGCGGCCGCGCCAUCAACGGCAUCGCCGGGCGCACGGCAGGUCGACGGGCAACUACCAACACCGUCGGCACCGGCAGCAGCAGCGGCGCCACUCGCUACGGAUGAUGUCAAGGCGGAGCACGAGGCGCCACAAGACGCAGCAUCGACAUCGGCGGCGCUGGCUGAGGCAGCAACAUCCGAAGCGAAGCCCGCGCAAGGCGCAUCCGAGAGCGCAGCACCUGCCGAGGCGGCACCUCCAUCCGAGCCAGCUGCAGCAGCAUCGACGGAAGCAUCUGCAGCGCCUGCUGCCGUUCCAGUACCGGCGUCAUCAGCGCCGCAUGAUGGCACAGCAGCGGAGCCGACAGCUGCGCCGCCAGUUGUCGAAGCGGCAGCAAGCACAGGGACAGACGACGUGGAGAUGCGUGCUGCUUCUCCCGAGCCCGCAGCGACAUCUGCAGGCGCACCAGCAGAGGCCGCCCCUGCAUUGCCAGCACCAGCUGCUCCAGCGGCGCAGACCGAGCAGCCGGCCACGACGAGCGAAGCGGCACAGGGAGACGAGUCGAUGAGCUGAGCGCGCCUGCAAAUCGUCGAGCGGUGGUAGUGUGAAGGGCGCUGCCUAGCUGCUUCUGUCUGCCCCUCCUAGAGUGUGCUGUGUUUGGGCUGUUUGUAAUGUUACUCUGCCUCCUUGCUUGAGCGGAAGGAGGAUGUGCUCCAAGAC
This is a messenger RNA of Tilletiopsis washingtonensis, 2284 nucleotides long. RefSeq lists its product as hypothetical. Bases 74 to 2137 code for a protein of 687 amino acids. The record is from RefSeq and is a predicted model, not a curated record. Gene Ontology annotation, molecular function: histone deacetylase activity. Lineage: Eukaryota; Fungi; Basidiomycota; Exobasidiomycetes; Entylomatales. The transcript is spliced from 9 exons.